Messenger RNA from Penicillium pulvis, 1038 nucleotides. RefSeq names its product zinc-binding alcohol dehydrogenase family protein. The coding region runs from base 1 to 1038 and encodes 345 amino acids. The transcript has a single exon. Lineage: Eukaryota; Fungi; Ascomycota; Eurotiomycetes; Eurotiales; Aspergillaceae. The record is from RefSeq and is a predicted model, not a curated record. Gene Ontology annotation, molecular function: oxidoreductase activity, acting on NAD(P)H.
AUGGCUGGAGAGCACGAAGCCGCGAUUCUCCCUCAGAAGGGUGGUCCCUUCGCCCUUGGCAAGCGCCUAACCCCAGAACCCGGUCCGAACGAUGUUCUCAUCGAAGUCAAAGCCGUUGCCUUGAACCCCUGCGAUCAUUACCAGCGUGACUACGGCAUGCCCCCCGUGCCUAUAUACCCCGCUAUCAUUGGAUCUGAUAUUGCUGGUAUUGUUGCCAAGCUAGGCUCGAAUGUUACGACUGUGCCAGGUCCAGGAAGUCGAGUGAUUGCCUUUGCCUCUUCAUUCUACCAAAAUGGCUCUCCUAACCACGGUGCCUUCCAAAAGUACACUUUGGCACAAUCCGAAGCUGUCACCUCACUUCCAGACAAUCUGUCUUUCGAGGAAGGUGCGAUCUUACCCAUGGCCGUCUUGACAGCCUUGACUGCCUGGACCACAAUCGGCAUUCCGCUCGAUACUAGAUACACUCCUGCAGACAAUCAAGCAGUCUUGAUCUGGGGCGCAUCUAGCAGUGUAGGUACUCUCGCCGUUCAAUCGGCUAAGACGCUCGGCUAUACUGUCUACGCCACUGCCAGUCCGAAGCACCAUGACCUUAUCAAGAAGCUGGGAGCGCAUGCGGUUUUCGAUUACAAGGAAAGCGACGUCGUCUCCCAGAUCGUCAGCGCUGUGAAGAACGAUGGCGUCAAGCUGCACAGUGCACACUGCGUUGUUGAUGGAGCUCUGCAGCCAACACUAGAUAUCCUCAGGGAGACCAAAGGCGAUGCACACGCUAAGGUUGCACACUCGCGCCUUCUCCCAGAAGGUCACCCUACCCUUGAGAACACCCAGAUCACGUUCAAUUCACCACCUAUGGACGAAGCUGCGAGAGGAGAGCACAUCAAAGAUGUCUUCCAUGGAUGGCUGAAGGCUGGUCUGCAGUCUGGUGAAGUAAUACCCAGUCCCACUAUCCAGGUCGAGGGCGGUGGUCUGGGCGGAGUGCACGCAGCUCUGGACAAGCUUAAGAGUGGUGUUAGUGGCACUAAGAUUGUUGUGCCGAUCUAA